GCCCCGCCCCCUCCAGUCCCUAACCUCCGGAGCUGCUCCGUCUCUCACCGGCCUCUCGUCGCCCGGGAUGUGUGCGUGUCUCCCCGGCUCUCAGGUCACAGAUCUUCCGAGAAAAACUGUCUCUGACCUGUAACCUGUGAACCCCUCUGCUUGUGUUGGUUGGCUGCAGUGAGGUGGUGAUGAAGAGGAGGAUGAGGCGUCCUCCCGGCUCAGCUGCAUGUGUCUGUUUUUGAAAGGAGGGCAAAGGUCGUCUCACCUGCAGCAGUCAUUGCGCGUGCAGACGGAGCGGGAUGAGUCAUUGAAAGUCCUGGAUUAUCACACGGAGAAUUGGAAUUCUUAGAAAUACAGACUAAAAAGUAAAAUCCCAAGAAGCCUUUUUUUUGGUUCAUCAAGUUGGAUCCUUAGAAACAGAACCUUUGGGAUGUAAACUUAGACGUAUAAAUUUCACACAGAUAUCGUGGAUUUCUAAUCUUGAACUGCUGCAGCUAAAACCUUGAAUACUAAAGCUCCUGGAAAUUCCUUUGAUUUUAAAAUACUGAUUCAAGAAGUGAGUUCACGUUAAGGAAGUUUCAUCUAACUUUUGUAAAUCCACAAAUUUAUUCAUAGUUCAUUUUAGAUUUUGGAGCAGUUUGUCAUAUUUUUUUCCUCUCUGCUGGAGGACAUGGCUCCAAGUGCCUCGAUACGAGAACUGACGGCCGGAAGUUGAUCCCUGCAGGGAGCGAGGCACAGACACAAACAAGAAGACGUAGAGAGACACAGAAGAAUAUGUCCUGGAAGAGGAACUACUUUGCAUCAGGCGGAAGUGGCGUUGGUGGGAGCGGAGUUGGCGGCACAAUGGAUGGGGGGUUGCAUGGAAUCUUGACGCCUCGCACCAUGACGUCCAUCGCUCCGAGUAAAGGGCUGAGCAAUGAGCCGGGACAGAACAGCUGCUUCCUGAACAGCGCCCUGCAGGUCCUUUGGCACCUCGAUAUCUUCCGACGUAGUUUCCGUCAGCUGACGACUCAUAAGUGCAUGGAGGACUCGUGCAUUUUCUGCGCUCUAAAGAAUAUCUUCGCUCAGUUUCAGUACAGCAGCGAGAAGGUUUUACCGUCCGACGCUCUUCGUAACGCACUUGCCAAAACCUUCCAGGGCGAGCAGAGGUUUCAGCUCGGCAUCAUGGACGACGCUGCAGAGUGCUUCGAAAACCUUCUGAUGAGGAUUCACUUCCACAUCGCAGAUGAGACCAAAGAGGACAUCUGCACAGCCCGACACUGCAUCCCCCACCAGAAGUUUGCUAUGACGCUCUUCGAGCAGUGUCUUUGCAGCCAUUGUGGAGCAUCGUCGGACCCGCUACCCUUCAUUCAGAUGGUCCACUACAUCUCCACCACCUCUCUGUGCAACCAGGCCGUGAAGAUGUUGGAGACGAGGGAGCGGGCGACUCCUGGCAUGUUCGGCGAGCUGCUGCGUAACGCCAGCAUGGGAGACCUCCGCAGCUGUCCUAGUCAGUGUGGUCAGCAGCUCAGGAUCGCUCGUGUCCUCCUCAACAGUCCGGAGAUCAUCACCAUUGGUCUGGUUUGGGACUCAGAUCAUUCAGACCUGGCGGAGGACGUCAUUCACACCCUGGGAACCUGCCUGCGUCUGGGUGAUUUGUUCUACAGAGUGACGGAGGAGAAGGCCCGUCAGUCGGAGCUCUACCUGGUCGGUAUGGUGUGUUACUACGGGAAACAUUACUCCACCUUCUUCUUCCAGACAAAGAUCCGUAGAUGGAUGUACUUUGAUGACGCACACGUCAAAGAGAUUGGUCCCAAGUGGAAGGACGUGGUCUCUCGCUGCAUCAAGGGCCACUACCAGCCCCUGCUGCUGCUGUACGCUGACCCCCGAGGGACACCUGUGACGGUGCAGGACCUGUCCUCACGCCUCGACCUCCACCACCUCAACAAGGCCUGUUACGACAGCGAGGACUCGGGCCGGGAGCCGUCAAUCUCCAGCGACACUCGCACCGAUUCGUCGACGGAGAGCUACUCGUGCCGACAGCCCUCCCACUCUCACCAUGAGUCCCUGGCCAGUCACUACUCGUCUGACUCCCAGGGAACCGUCAUCUGCAUCGAACGUCCAGACGGAGCCCAGCACGCCUCGCUCUGCAGCCUGGAUACCAUAGGCCCCGUGACGGACGGUGAGCAGCACCAGUCUCUGAGGAAGGGAGGCGGGCCCGGGGAUAGGAGGCGGAGCUCUAGCCGCACCCGGCGAUCUAAACCCAACAACGAAGCUUCGUCCGCCGGGUACCACAGCGAGGGAGAGACUUUGAAAGAGCAGCAGGUUCCUCGUCAACUCCCCAAACCUUCAUCCUCCUUCUCAUCUUCAACCAAUCGCCUGCGAGACUUCAAGGAAACCAUGAGCAACAUCCUGCACAGCCGAACCCUCUCCUCCUCUUCAUCCACCUCUUUACCUGCCGCCGUCCUCUUGUCUGAAAUCACCUCCUCUGCCAACAACCGCCACCACCCUGCCGCCGCUACCACCACUCCCUCCUCCUCCUCCACCAAACCCCUCGACUGGGAGGCCGACAGCAUCAUCAGCGAGUCCAAGUCCAGCUCCUCUGGAGGAACGGGGUCGGGGAAAUACCGGCCAGCAUGGAAGCCCCGGAGAGAGGUCCUCAAUAUCGACAGCAUCUUCAGCCGUGAGAGGCGACGCCAGGCGGGGUACAGCCCGCUCGGAGCCUCCCAGCCCGACGACUGUGCAGCUCCAGCCUCAGAGGGAGCGAACACCUCCUUCCCAGGCCCACAGGAGGUGAUGUCGGUCAGGCCCGGCACCUCCUGGACCCUCCCCACCGCCUCCAGCAGCCACAGACGGGUUGGAGGAGCCGCAGAACUGCCUCCUCCUCCUCCUCCCCCACCCAGACUGAUCCAGAGGAUGGAGAGCGGAUAUGAGAGCAGCGAGAGGAACAGCAGCAGCCCGGUCAGCCUGGACCUGAACCUGGGAGACAGGGAGUGUGCUUUGAAGAAGCCCUCGGUCUCCUCCUCUUCCUCUGCGCCGUCAUGGAGGAACAUCAGAUCAAAGAGCAGCGGCGCUCUGCUGCAGGACGUCAGCUCUUCCAGCAGAGGGAGCCUUGGUAUGACAGCGCCCCCUGUAGGCCGCAGCGAGCUAGACGAGUUGCAGGAGGAGGUGCUGAGGAGAGCGAAGGACGAAGAGCAGCAGCGACGGCAGGAGAAGGAGAGAGAGGCUGCACUCGGCUUCAACCCAAGACCCAGCAAGUACCUGGACCUGGACCAGCUGCAAAUCCAAGGAAAAGGCGACAGCUUCGAGCGGUGUGUGUCGGAGGCGGAGCUCCUGCUGGACCAAUCGUUGCGUCUGGAGCAGGCGGGAGAGGUCGCCGCAGCGCUGUCGGCCGUCAACGAAGCCGUCUCCAAACUGCGGCCGGUGGCGUCUGAGGGCGGAGCUAGUAGUAACAGCCGGCUGCAGCGCUGCAUGAGGAGAGCCCGCAGUUUGCAGCAACGCAUGCAACUGCAGCAGCGGCCGCAGGACUCAGUGGCAGUCAGACAGCAUCCAGAGCAACAGCAGCAGGAGGAGGAGCAGCAGCUCCAGGAACAGCCCAGUGAAAAGGCUCUCUCGCUCCAAAUACUUCUGACGAACAGACAGGGCGACCAAUCAGCCGCCGGUCAGGACCAGGAGGCCCUGCCUCUCUCUCCAUGCGUUGUUAAGCCCCUCCCUCCCAAAACAAUCUCUGACCCCGCCUACAGCGCAGUGGCUCCCAGGGAGGACAACAGGACCAGGGGCCCCUGCUCUCGUGUUGGGAAACCCCUCUCCAAUGCUGCGUCCCUUCCUGCUCUGUGUGUGGACACCUGGGAGCAGAGUCCUCUGGAGAGUUUGGCUCCACCCCCUCCACCUGAGGAGAUGGAGUUCCCCACCCAGUGGACCAAAGCAUCACCUGUUCCCAUCCCAGCUCAUGCCCUCACGCCGCACUCCCGAACUCCAUCACCCAUUGGCACCAACGACGACUGUCAUCUGAUCAUGGAGAAGGAGCCUUGUUACAUCAGACAGGGACAGACCACACCCCCUUUAUCGGUCUCCCCCUCCAGAGUAGCCCCAACCCCUCCCACUAGAAACUGGUCCUGCUUACACCUUGAGCCACACGAUGAUGUGGUUGAUUCUUCUCAUCCACCAUCUUAUGCCACUGCAGACUCACCUUCUAGCGCUCCCCUGCCCCCUGUGCACCAACCGGAUCAAACCACCUCCACGGCCCCCGCCCAGGGCCACAGAUCGCUCCUGCCUGUGGAGCGCUGGGCGGAGAACGUCAACAGAUACUUCAGUUUCAAGAACGGAGAAGCAGGAGGAGGAGGAGGAGGAGGAGAAGAAGCACCAACGUCACCCUGUGAGGAGCUGUCAGAGCUGGACUCACUGUACCAGGCCAGUCUGCUGGCUCCCAGCAUGCAGCGGGGCAGCCGUGGUGUCAGUCCUCAACCAACUGGCAACAAACCAGGUGUGAGAAGAAUGCUGUCAGGAUCUGGACGAUCCAAAACACCGACGGCGGAGAUAGAGAGAUAUGGCUACAGAACACCGGUAACAACUCUGCAUAAGCCGGGGUCGGGUGACGAUGAGAGCUACAGCGCAGACAACCUGCGACGCAUCGCCCGCAGCUUGAGCGGAACCGCCAUCGGGUCACGACCCCAAAACAUCCCUGCCUCUCGCAGCUGUGACCCCUCUGUGUCCAGACCCCCCCUCACACCUGCAGACCUUCACUCCUCCACCCUCCCUCGCCGACCCAGCACCUCCUCCCUGCACCUCCCCUCCUCCUCCUUCACAGAUCCUUCCUUUCACCACCUCCAACCCCGACACCACGGCCCCUCAGCUCCUGCACCUCCUCCACAUCACCCCCCCUCGCAGACAUCACGGCCACACAGCUCGGGCCCCUCCACCUGGGGACGUACAGGAGUUGGACCGAGCGUCCAGCAGCAGUUUCUGGUUGUGUCUGACCGGCAUCAAGCUCCCUCCGAACAAAGCCUCCACAGCAUCGCGCUGAGUUACGGCACUCUGCCCCGGGCUCCUCGCCGAGCCCCGCCUCCCUUCUCCUCCCUCACCAGGCCUGGUGCCGGCUGUACCGCUGCCCCCCCGCCUGCCCCACAGAGUCUCUACGCCACCCUGUCCCGUCCUCGCCGCUCUGCCAACACCACCACCGGGACUAACGGUCACUACCGCCAACCAUCACUGCCCAUUAAAGUCAACGGGUCCGCCCACUACCCACCACACCACAUCCCCCCACCACACCACCACCCCCAACACCACCUCAGGGUUCCAGGUGAAGCUCCCUCCCAGCCUCUCCGGCUGGAUGUCCCCCCUGAGAGUGAUUGGCGCCGUGAUGCCCACUACAGGACUGUCCAGCCCAGCUCCUCUUGGGAUCCCCUCGCCGCUCGCCACCACCACCUGUCCCUCCAGCGGACACAGUCCCACCAGCCUCCCCCGCACCGGCCCCGCAGGGACCCCCUGCUGUGCUCCCUCUGCCAGCAGCUUCCAGCUGAGCCGCCACGUCCCUACUGCGCCUCAUGCGGCGCUUACGUGGCUCGGUUCCGCCCGGGGAGCUGAUCAGGCCUGAAGCUGCCGGCAGAGGUCACAUAUCGUCACCAGUAAAACAAAGUCUUAACGCCGGCGAUUCAGCCUGAGUUUAGUUUUUUUUAUGUUAAAUGUGCCAACAUUCAUUUAGACGGACGGCUGCUGUCAAGCUGUGAUGAAACUCUGUGAUUGGCUGCUUGCUCUGCAGCAUCAUCAGCUCUUCAGUUAGAAUUCUAACACUUUAACAACCUCAGUCUCAGUAUAAAUCAGUUCUCUCACAGCACACGUCCACAUGUUGUCCCGACUCGUCUCUCCUGCAGACGCUCAUUCAAUCAUGUCCCUGAACAUUCGCUGGAUUCAAGCACAUUUAACUUUCUAAUGAAGACAAAGCACCAUGUGACCGAACAGGAUCAGCAGGUCGACGUGAGGACGUAAAUAAAGAUGGACAAUAUGAUGGCUCCCAGUAAGUGAAGGUGAAAUGCUUUGAUCGCCCCCUAGUGGCUGGCUAUAGUACAUGUCAUAACUCCUACCUCCUCCAUGUGAGCAGAUAGGAUAUGGGCCCAAGUAAAUGUUCCUAGAAGAUGGUUUCUGUCAUUUUAGGUAGUUCAAGUUACUUGUGUAGACGGGACCUCGAUACCAAGGCUCCACUCCACGAUCAAUACUGCACAGACUCUGAGUUUGAGGAAGUGAAGAUGCGUUGUCCAUCUUUAUCUACUGUUGAUCUACAGCUGGGCAUCGUGUCACAGGAAAUGAAGGAAUCAUGACAGGAAGUAGAAAAGCAGCUCCUUCCUCAGAUUAUAAAUAUAAACAUACUACUAUACGUACUCCUCUAUUUAUUUUUGUAGGCUUGACAGACUGAGAUGUUUGUAGAUUAACUAAAACUAUUCUACCUGCAUAACCUGCGUAUACUCUGCUAUAGAUCUGAUGUAAUUUUAUAAAGUGAGUAAGUGUCCAGCCUCGUCGUACAUAACCUGAGGCUGAUUUCUGUCGUUAGGCUAUAUUAGACGAAUAACUAAAGCUUUUAUUUUGACAGAGUUGCAGCUAAUAUUUAGCAUGAUGUUUUCAGAUGUAUUCUAGCCUUGAUAGCCUUGCUGGUCUUUGCUUUACAUUUAUUGUAAUGAUAUAUGCAGAUCUUUUUAGUGCAGUGACUCGACUGCCUGUAACUCUAAUGUAGUGCACUUCACAAGUGUUGGAGAUAGAUUUACUUCUUUUGCUCGUUGCUGAUUAGUUUCGACGUCUCUCCUGUUAUCGUGGGAGGAGCUUCUCUCAACCCAGACCACGUUCAAUUGGUUCAGUUGAUUCUGAACAAACACCUUGAAAACAAUCCAGGAUGCUGUUAAUCAACAGACUGAGAGACUUCUGUCUGUAUGCCAAGAAACCUGGGGCUGACCCCACCCGCCUCGUGCCCCGGCUGAGGCGGGUGGGGUUGCUUAAACAAACAAACCCCAGUUCGGUCUGAGGUCCAGAAAAUUGUAAAAAAACUACAAGUUUACGUUAUUUCACUUGAAGAUAUUAAUAACUACCAAAUUUCACUUAAACUACAGAAAAGUUCCAUCUGAAAUAAUUUUUUGGGGAUUUAUUGAUUCUUUAAAAAAGUCCUGAUGUUGAAGAAAAUAUAUUUCGGAUAAAAAAACGUUUUUAAGAAUAAAAUAAUUACAUUUAUAAGUUGUUAUAAUCAGGACUGAACAAAAAGAAGGCAUUUCAUCUUUUCAGAAUAAAAUCUGAUUUAAUUUCAUAUUUUAGACCUGAGUUGAAAAACAGAAUCGAUGCAAAGUGAACUUUCCAUAAUUCAAAUGAAAAUAUAUAUUUUUUUUCAUCAUGUCAGAGACUCUUUUCCUUUUGGCUGUUUUGCUUCGCCAGAUUUUACUUUGUUGAUAUUUUUUUGGGGGGUAUAUUUUUGAUGCUUAUUUUUCUACACUGUAGAGUCAACAGAUGAUUAAAAUGUUUAA
Messenger RNA from Platichthys flesus (European flounder), 7469 nucleotides. It is a transcript of the gene usp54a, whose product is annotated as ubiquitin specific peptidase 54a. Gene Ontology annotation, biological process: protein deubiquitination. The record is from RefSeq and is a predicted model, not a curated record. NCBI's taxonomy places the organism in Eukaryota, Metazoa, Chordata, Actinopteri, Pleuronectiformes, Pleuronectidae. Gene Ontology annotation, molecular function: cysteine-type deubiquitinase activity. The transcript is spliced from 22 exons. Bases 766 to 5553 code for a protein of 1595 amino acids.